AUAUGCUCCCUUUCUCCUCCUGUCCUUCAAUGAUGCAAGGCCAGAAUCAAUUUAUUGAUUGAUGUAGCAACCACGAUUUCUUUUUUGCCCACCUCCUACGCUUAAUCCUUUGAUCGCCUUGGUUUGUACUUUCUAGUUUCUGGGUCCUCACCAUGGCUACCGGACAAAUAUUUUCUCGCACGACACAAGCAUUAUUCUAUAACUACAAGCAACUUCCCAUCCAACGGAUGCUUGAUUUUGACUUCCUCUGCGGGAGGGAAACACCAUCAGUUGCUGGAGUCAUCAAUCCGGGUUCUGAGGGAUUUCAGAAACUAUUUUUUGGUCAAGAGGAAAUUGCCAUCCCAGUGCAUUCUACGAUUGAAGCAGCCUGUGCAGCACACCCCACUGCUGAUGUUUUCAUUAACUUUGCAUCCUUCAGAAGUGCUGCUGCAUCAUCAAUGGCUGCUUUGAAACAGCCUACCAUCAGAGUUAUAGCUAUCAUAGCUGAGGGUGUCCCAGAGUCAGACACCAAACAGUUGAUUACAUAUGCACGGGCAAACAAUAAGGUUGUUAUUGGCCCAGCUACCGUUGGUGGCAUACAAGCUGGAGCAUUUAAAAUUGGUGACACUGCUGGAACGAUUGACAAUAUUAUACAAUGCAAGCUAUACAGACCUGGAUCUGUUGGUUUUGUCUCUAAAUCAGGAGGAAUGUCUAAUGAGAUGUACAAUACUAUUGCCCGUGUCACUGACGGAAUUUAUGAAGGUAUUGCAAUUGGAGGGGAUGUGUUUCCGGGUUCAACUCUUUCUGAUCACAUUUUGCGGUUUAACAACAUUCCACAGGUUAAAAUGAUGGUUGUGCUUGGAGAACUUGGUGGCCGAGAUGAGUAUUCUUUGGUUGAAGCCUUGAAACAAGGAAAAGUUAACAAACCAGUGGUUGCCUGGGUUAGCGGCACUUGUGCCACAUUGUUUAAAUCUGAAGUUCAAUUUGGUCAUGCUGGAGCAAAAAGUGGCGGUGAGAUGGAGUCUGCACAAGCAAAAAAUCAAGCUUUAAGGGAUGCGGGAGCUAUUGUUCCUACAUCAUACGAGGCCCUUGAAGCUGCCAUUGCGAAAACAUUUGAAAAAUUGGUUGGAGACGGAAAAGUUACCCCAGUAAAGGAAGUGAAGCCUCCACAAAUUCCUGAGGAUCUUAGCUCAGCAAUUAAGAGCGGGAAAGUUCGGGCCCCAACCCACAUUAUUUCCACCAUCUCUGAUGACAGAGGUGAGGAGCCAAGCUAUGCUGGAAUUCCAAUGUCUUCAAUUGUUGAGCAAGGCUAUGGUGUUGGGGAUGUUAUCUCACUAUUAUGGUUCAAACGCAGCCUUCCUCGAUACUGUACCCAUUUCAUCGAGAUAUGUAUAAUGCUCUGUGCCGACCAUGGUCCUUGUGUAUCUGGAGCGCACAACACUAUUGUAACAGCAAGGGCUGGAAAAGACCUCGUGUCCAGCCUUGUCUCAGGCUUGCUUACUAUCGGCCCCCGAUUUGGUGGUGCCAUUGAUGACGCUGCUCGGUACUUCAAGGAUGCUUAUGACAGAGGUCUCACGCCUUACGAGUUUGUCGAAAGCAUGAAAAAGAAAGGCAUUCGGGUGCCUGGAAUUGGUCACAGGAUCAAGAGAGGCGACAACAGAGAUAAGAGAGUGGAGCUGCUACAGCGGUUUGCACGAACACAUUUUCCAUCAGUGAAGUACAUGGAAUACGCUGUGGAGGUUGAAAAUUACACACUCUCAAAGGCAAACAACUUGGUUCUUAACGUAGAUGGUGCAAUUGGGUCUCUUUUCUUGGAUCUUCUUGCCGGUAGUGGAAUGUUCAGCAAACAAGAGAUUGAUGAGAUCGUCCAGAUUGGCUAUUUGAAUGGUCUCUUUGUGCUCGCUCGCUCUAUUGGUCUCAUCGGUCAUACAUUUGAUCAGAAGAGACUGAAACAGCCUCUAUACCGCCAUCCUUGGGAAGACGUCCUUUACACCAAAUGAAAAGCUUUACAAAUAAAAUAGUAAGUAAGAGCAACGAGCAUUUUCAACUACAUUUACAUUUAGUUUCUGUAAAAUUAUUACUGGGACUGCCGUUCUUUAUUGUUUUCUUUUUUCCUCCUAUCUUCUCCUCUCUCCCCUCUUUCCCCACCUCACCCUUACAUUUAGCAUCUGCAUAUCUAUACCGCCAUCCUUAGGAACACGUCCUUUACACCAAAUUAUUACUGGGACUACAUUUACAUUUAGCAUCUGCAUAUAUUCUGUUGAAACGAGGCAACCUUGUCUAAACGAGCACAUGCUGCAUGCUAAAUCCAAAAACUUAAUGGAUAGAUUACAGUAUAUUUCAUCUUA
This is a messenger RNA of Cucurbita pepo subsp. pepo (vegetable marrow), 2327 nucleotides long. Its product is annotated as ATP-citrate synthase beta chain protein 2. Gene Ontology annotation, cellular component: cytosol. Gene Ontology annotation, molecular function: ATP citrate synthase activity. Gene Ontology annotation, biological process: fatty acid biosynthetic process; acetyl-CoA biosynthetic process. Lineage: Eukaryota; Viridiplantae; Streptophyta; Magnoliopsida; Cucurbitales; Cucurbitaceae. The record is from RefSeq and is a predicted model, not a curated record.